AGUACGUCGGACGUUGUCGUACACAGUAUUUUUCCGGCAAUUUAUUUUUUAUUUUUUUGUGGAAAGAUGAACAAUAUGGAGAGGAAUUCUCUCGUUUUAGGUGCAGCCGUAAAAAACUGCAGUCAUGCAACCUCCGACAACAGCUAGUUAUACCGCUCAGUGGUUUGAUAGCACUAUGCUGAGACCCGGGGCAGCCUUCCCACCAUGCUGGAACUGGGCUCCUGUUCGGUCAGCUCUCAGUCUCUGACGGGGGACCACAAUGCCUCGGGGCUACAGAGAGCUCCGUCGGGGCCGGAGGGCUCAGGAGGCGGUUUGUGCAAGGGGGCGAUGUCCGGAAGCAGCACCCCGAGGCACCACGCCCUCCGCUCGUCCCCAAUGGACAGCGAGGACUGGCGGGAGCACCGCCCGGGACCUGCCGGUGGGUCCGGCCUGUUGUCCGAGUCCCGCGCCUUCCAGGAGCCCCGAAGUCUCUCCGCCAGCCACGACGCCCUCUACCUCCCGCACGUGUCCGGCCACGCCCCGCCUCCGCAUCCGAGCCGGCUCGGCCUCUGCCUGGACGUGGCCUCUACGUUUGAGGUCGGAGCCGGACUGUUAGGGGCGGAUGGAGAUUUGGCGGUCAGCCCCAACGUGAUGAAGAGGCGUCGGGGCGGCCUGAUCGAGCAGAAGGACAUCGUCAAAGCCCACCAGGCCCAUAAGAUUCACAGCACGCCACAGGCUCGACGCAAGGAGUGGGAAAUGGCCCGGUUCGGAGACGACGUGCCGGGCUUGUUGAGCUCAGGUGAUGGAGGGUCCGAGCGCAACCGCAACCGCGAUGGGGCGGCCGUGUCCACAGGUGGCAUCUCCCCCGCCUUCAAGCAGACCAAAGCGCAGCGUGCCCGCACCAUGGCCUUGUACAACCCCAUCCCGGUCAGGGAGAACUGCUUCACCGUCAACAGGUCCCUCUUCAUCUUCGGCGAGGACAACGUGGUCAGGAAGUACGCCAAGAAAGUCAUUGAGUGGCCUCCGUUUGAGUACCUGAUCCUCACAACCAUCAUCGCCAACUGUAUCGUCUUGGCUCUGGAGCAGCAUCUUCCCGGAGAGGACAAGACCCCGAUGUCAAAGAGGCUGGAGAAGACGGAGCCCUACUUCAUCGGGAUGUUCUGCCUGGAGGCUGGGAUCAAGAUCAUCGCCCUGGGCUUCGUGUUCCAUAAAGGCUCCUACCUCAGGAACGGAUGGAACGUCAUGGACUUCAUCGUGGUCCUCAGUGGGAUCCUGGCUGCAGCGGGCGCACACCUGAACAUCUCAGUGGACCUGAGGACUCUGAGGGCCGUGCGAGUGCUGCGUCCCCUCAAACUGGUGUCAGGCAUCCCGAGUCUGCAGAUAGUCCUGAAGUCCAUAAUGAAGGCCAUGGUUCCUCUGCUGCAGAUCGGCCUGCUGCUCUUUUUUGCAAUCCUCAUGUUCGCCAUCAUCGGCCUGGAAUUUUACAGCGGCAGACUGCACUACACCUGCAUGCCGCAGCCUGGGAUCCUGGAAAACGAAACGGUGGACUCCUCUGAGUACGAGGUGCCGUGUGGCGACCGCCAGUGUCCGACCAAAUACACCUGCAACGACACGUGGAUCGGCCCGAAUGACGGCAUCACUCAGUUUGACAACAUCCUGUUUGCUGUUCUCACCGUUUUUCAAUGCAUCACCAUGGAGGGAUGGACCACUGUCCUCUACAAUACUGACGAUGCCUUGGGCCCCAGAUACAACUGGCUCUACUUCAUCCCUCUCAUCAUCAUCGGCUCUUUCUUUGUCCUGAAUCUUGUGCUGGGAGUCCUCUCUGGGGAAUUUGCAAAGGAGAGGGAGAGGGUGGAAAAUCGCAGGGCUUUCAUGAAACUGAGGCGCCAACAGCAGAUCGAGAGAGAGCUCAACGGCUACCGGGCCUGGAUCGACAGAGCAGAGGAAGUGAUGCUCGCCGAGGAGAACACGAAUGCGGGGACUUCCGCCCUCGAUGCUCUCAGGAGCCUCCCAGAGUGGAGUACAGGUGGCGCCUACGUGUUGAAGAGAGCCACCACCAUCAAGAGGCGAGGGAUGGAUGCGGUGCAUCGAGGGCAACCGGGCGAGGAGCCAUAUGGCGACUUCUCCUCAGUGGGGGUCCCCAGAGCGCGGAGCGCCAAGCGAGGGCCGACGGCGUUUUUCCGCCGCAAGGAGCGUCUCCUCCGCAUCUCCAUCCGCCGCGUGGUGAAGACGCACACUUUCUACUGGACAGUGCUGGGCCUGGUGGCUCUCAACACGCUGUGCGUGGCCAUUGUUCACCACAACCAGCCUCUCUGGCUGUCCACCUUCCUCUACUAUGCAGAGUUCCUGUUCCUCGCUCUGUUCCUGACUGAGAUGUUCCUGAAGAUGUACAGCUUGGGACCUCGUCUGUACUUCCAUUCCUCCUUUAACUGCUUUGACUGCAGCGUGAUUGUCGGCAGCAUCUUUGAAGUGCUUUGGGGUUUCUUCAGGCCCGGCACUUCCUUCGGCAUCAGUGUCCUGCGUGCACUCCGUCUGCUAAGGAUCUUCAAGAUCACCAAGUAUUGGGCGUCUCUGAGAAACUUGGUGGUGUCUCUGAUGAACUCCAUGAAGUCCAUCAUCUCCCUCAUCUUCCUCCUCUUCCUGUUCAUCCUUGUUUUUGCGCUCCUCGGCAUGCAGCUCUUUGGUGGCAGGUUCAUCUUUGAGGACUACACCCCAACUAACUUUGACACCUUUCCUGCAGCCAUCAUGACCGUCUUUCAGAUCCUGACCGGAGAGGACUGGAACGAGGUGAUGUACAAUGGUAUUCGCUCUCAAGGAGGAGUGAAGUCUGGCAUGUGGUCCUCUAUCUACUUCAUAGUGCUCACGCUGUUUGGCAACUACACACUGCUGAAUGUCUUCUUGGCCAUCGCUGUGGACAACCUCGCCAAUGCACAAGAACUUACCAAGGAUGAAGAGGAAGCAGAGGCAGCGUUCAACCAAAAGCACGCUCUCCAGAAGGCGAAGGAGGUCGGGCCGUUGUCCUCCUUCAUGUCUUCAGAGGGAAGCCGGAGGAGGCGGCCCUACCUGUACAGAAAGAGAGCCAUCCACCGCAGCCGGCCCACCUACUCCGGCUCCCUGAGGGAGGCCCAGGGCAGCGUCAGGGAGGGCCGCCCACCCCCACCGCUCAACCCCUGUAACUCUUUCAUGUCCAGGAGAGAGAGAAGACAAAGGAUGACCAUGUCUGUGUGGGAGCAGAGGACCAGUCAGCUGCGGAGGCACCGCCAGAUGUCCAGCCGCGAGGUUCUGUUCACUGGCCCCGGCGAGGAGAAGGACGGGCCGCCUCUCUCGGCCCAGACGCCACAUGGGAAUCCCCCGCCGCCGCCGCCGCCGCAACGCAAGGCCGGGAGUCUGAAGCAACUGACAGACCCCCCGGGCUCUCCGUCCCAGCACCGGGCCUCGGGCCCCUCCGUGCUGGUGGAUGCUCCCCUGGAGGCCGACCGCUCCGCCGACGAGCCCCAACGCCAGGCGGAACGGGCCCCGGGGUCACCGGGUGCGCCCGACGCGCCCCUGGCCGACGUUUCUAUCCCUGCGGCCGUGCCAGGUCCUCCGGGGUCCGAGCCCCCCAGCGAGAGCGGAGCGCUGCUCGGCCAGGGUCCCGGCGACGACAACGCGGACGCCGGCGGCGGCGUGCGUCCGAGCCCCAGGCUGAACUGCGAGCGCCAGCACCGGGCGGUGAAGAAGUUCAGGCCGCCGGACAACUUUGACGCGCUGGCUCCCGGGACGGGCGGUCGCGGUGGGAUUCGGGGGAGGAGGGCGCCGCAUCGCUGCGACCGUCAGAACGGGACCCGCGGUCAGGGGUCCUCGCCGGGGAACGGGAGCCGCUCGGUCAGCAGAGAGAGGAGGAGGACACCGGGGGAAAUGGAGGAGAAGGAGGCCAAGGCUGAAGGGGAGGAAGAGCGGUCCAAGCCUGACGAGAGCGGGCCGAGUGACGUGAGCGAGAGAGGCCCGGGCAACCAGGAGCGCGCCGCCGACCAGGGCCCUCAGACGCAGGGAGAUGGUCCUCAGCCGUCAGACCCGUCUCCUCCCGUCGUCCCAGACGCCACCAAAGACCAGAAUGAGACGGACCGGGACCAAGACAAACCUCAGCUCGGCUCCAGUGUGGUCAUCGACGUGCCCAACGCUCAGUCAUCUCUGGAGCUCUCUACGAUUACAGUCAUCAGUAAGGACUCAGAAACCUGUAAAUCGGAGGGCGAGGAGGCGGAUGACACAAAGCCUGCUAACAACGUGACUCCAGACAGCAUGUUCCUCUUCAAACCUGACAACCUGGUGCGUCGAGCGUGUCACUACGUGGUGAACCUCAGGUACUUUGAAAUGUCCAUCCUGCUGGUCAUAGCGGCUAGUAGUAUAGCACUGGCUGCUGAGGACCCUGUAGCCACCUCCUCUGACUGGAACAAGGUUCUGCGGUAUUUUGAUUACGUGUUCACCGGAGUCUUCACGUUUGAAAUGAUUAUAAAGAUGAUCGACCAGGGUCUGAUCCUCCAUGACGGCUCCUACUUCAGAGACCUGUGGAACAUCCUGGACUUCAUCGUGGUGGUGGGAGCCUUGGUGGCCUUCGCCCUCUCAAGCAACAAAGGGCGGGACAUUAAGACCAUCAAAUCUCUGAGAGUGUUGCGUGUCCUCAGACCACUGAAAACCAUCAAGAGACUUCCUAAACUCAAGGCGGUGUUCGACUGUGUGGUGACGUCCCUGAAAAACGUCUUCAACAUCCUCAUCGUCUACAAGCUGUUUAUGUUCAUUUUUGCCGUCAUCGCUGUGCAGCUCUUCAAAGGGAAGUUUUUCUACUGCACCGACAGUUCGAAGGACACGGAGAAGGACUGCCAAGGUUACUACAUAGACUACGAGAAGGACAAGAAAGAGGUGAAGAGAAGAGACUGGAAGAGACACGAGUUUCACUACGACAACGUCAUCUGGGCUCUCCUCACUCUCUUCACCGUUUCCACCGGAGAGGGAUGGCCUCAGGUUCUGCAGCACUCGGUGGACGUGACGGAGGAGGACAGAGGUCCGAGCCACGGCAACAGGAUGGAGAUGUCCAUCUUCUACGUCAUCUACUUUGUCGUCUUUCCUUUCUUCUUCGUCAACAUCUUUGUGGCCCUCAUCAUCAUCACCUUCCAGGAACAGGGCGAUAAGAUGAUGGAGGAGUGCAGCCUGGAAAAAAACGAGAGGGCGUGUAUAGACUUUGCCAUCGGUGCCAAGCCCCUGACCCGCUACAUGCCCCAGAACCGGCACACGUUCCAGUACCGUCUGUGGCACUUUGUGGUGUCGCCCUCUUUUGAGUACACCGUUCUGGCCAUGAUCGCCCUCAACACCAUCGUGCUGAUGAUGAAGUACUACUCUGCCCCGCCGGCGUACGAGGCCGUACUCAAGCACCUGAACACGGCUUUCACCGUUCUCUUCUCCGUCGAGUGCGUCCUCAAGAUCAUGGCCUUCGGCUUUCUGAACUACUUUCGGGACACGUGGAACAUUUUCGACUUCAUCACCGUGUUGGGCAGCAUCACAGAGAUUGUGGUUGACUUGCAGUUUGUCGAUACGUUCAACAUGAGUUUCCUGAAGCUGUUCAGAGCAGCGCGCCUGAUCAAGCUGCUCCGACAAGGUUACACCAUCCGCAUUCUUCUGUGGACCUUCGUCCAGUCCUUCAAGGCGUUGCCCUACGUCUGCCUGCUCAUCGCCAUGCUCUUCUUCAUCUACGCCAUCAUCGGCAUGCAGGUGUUUGGGAACAUCAAGCUGAACGAGGAGACUCACAUCACGCAGCACAACAACUUCAAGACCUUCUCUGGUGCUCUGAUGCUGCUGUUCAGGAGCGCCACGGGGGAGUCGUGGCAGGAGAUCAUGUUGUCUUGUCUCGGGGGACAAAAGUGCGAGAGGGACCCCGCUGUUUUUCAGACGUCGGACCAAGAGGGGGGAUGUGGCUCCGAUUUUGCUUAUUUCUACUUUGUCUCGUUCAUCUUCUUCAGUUCCUUCCUGAUGCUGAACCUGUUUGUGGCCGUGAUCAUGGAUAACUUUGAGUACCUGACGAGAGACUCGUCCAUCUUGGGUCCUCACCACCUGGACGAGUUCGUCCGGAUCUGGGGGGAGUAUGACCGCGCCGCCUGUGGUCGUAUCCAUUACACUGACAUGUAUGAGAUGUUGACCAACAUGUCGCCACCUCUAGGCCUGGGCAAGAAAUGCCCCUCCAAGUUGGCGUAUAAGAGACUAGUCCUGAUGAACAUGCCCGUGGACGAUGACAUGUCCGUCCACUUCACCUCCACCCUCAUGGCCCUCAUCCGCACCGCCCUGGAGAUCAAGAUCGCCAGAGGAGGGGAGGAUAGAAAUCAUAUGGACCUGGACCUGCAGAAGGAGAUCGGCGUCAUCUGGCCUCAUCUCUCUCAGAAGACGUUGGAUCUGCUGGUUCCCAUUCACAAAGCCAGUGACAUGACCAUCGGGAAGAUCUAUGCCGCCAUGAUGAUCAUGGACUACUACAAGCAGAGCAAAGCCAAGAAGCUCCGACAGCAACUGGAGGAACAGAAACACGCUCCUAUGUUCCAGCGUAUGGAUGCCUCCUCGCUGCCUCAAGAAAUCCUAUGCAAUGCCAAAUCCCUUUCAUUCCUCAGGCACAGCGCCGGAUCUGCUCUAGGAGGUUUUGGGGCACUCAGCCCAAUCUCCCCGCAAGAGAUGUUCCUGCAGCCGCUGUCCCGCUCCAUGGAGGAGAAGGACGAAGAGGACGACGACGACUAUCGCUCACCUUACCUCCAAUACCACCACCUGCAUCCCCGCCAUCAUUUACACACGCUGGUACCAGAAGUUGCAGAGUAUAACCAAGUUAUGCAGCAGGCCAGGCGGGACGCAGCAGUCAUUAAAUUCCCUCAGCGGACGGCGUCUAUCAGAGCGUCCUCCAUGCCCAGGCUGGCUGUUGAUCCACCGCUUGGGAUGUGCGCAGACAGUAAGCCGAUGCAGCGUUCCUUCUCUACCAUUGGAGACCAGUGUGUGAACGGCCUCUGGCAAGAGCAACACUCUCUGGAGAGAAUCAGUCCUGACGGCACAUACAGGCCUCGCCAAAGGAGCUACAGAGGUCCUCGAAUAAACCACAAAGAAACCAGCAGUCAUGAAAGAGGGCGGUCUAAAGAACGGCGCCACCUGCUGUCUCCUGAUGUGUCCCGCUGCAACUCCGAGGAGCGCAGCCGCGACCCGUCACGCGAAGGCAGGACGUCCCGCUCACCGAGCGAGGGGCGCAACCACACCCUGCAGAGGCAGACAUUGGUGAACACAUCCGGCAGCCCGGCCCAUUCGGCCCCGGAGUCCGGUACUCCCCGUAACCGCCGCCAGCUGCCUCAGACGCCGUCCCGCCCGCGGCCUUACAUCUCCUACGCCCCCCUGGUCUGCCAAGCUCACGUCUCCGCCGCGCCCGCCGCCCCCUCCGAGGACCGGACCCAGCCCCAGGACGGCCCCGGCGGCUCCAGGGCGACCGCGUGGAGGGCCGGCACGGAUGGCGGCCCCCCGGCGGCGGCGGCCCCGGGGUCAUCCGAGGGUCAGGCUCCAGGGCCGAGCCACCCGUCCCCUCACCGCUACAUCUCCGAGCCCUACCUAGCGUUCCGCGGGGACGCCGGCGGCGGAGUGGCGCCCGACGGGCAGGACACCCUCACUUUUGAGACCGCCGUGGCGACCAGCCUGGGGCGGGCCAACGCCAUAAGCUCCGCCCCCCAGCUCAGGCACUCCUGGCAGCUCCCCAACGGCCUCUACCGGAAGAACCUGGGCCAGGCGGGUCCAGCGGGAGCCGGCGAGCUGCCAAGUGACACGGAUGAGGACGACCGCUGCUGAGAGCCGGCGGCAGCGGGGGUGAAGCUCAGCGCACGAGGCUCUUGCUCCCGUGUGCCCGUGAGAACUCGUAUUCUCAGAACCAGUAGCACAGCAGGCAGGACUGAGCUCCACUGCUAUUAAUCCAGACACCUGGGUGUCUGUCUGCAAUGUGGUGUCAUGUUGGAUUGUGUGCGUGUGUGUGUGUGUGUGUGUGUGUGAGUGUGUGUGUGUUUGUUGUAGCUGGAGGGAGGCUAUGUGUGUGGACACAAGAGUGUGUUUGUGCGUGUGUGCCGUCAGUAGAGAAAUGUUGCCAAAUUUAGGAGAACAGCAGAGACUGACUGUAUGAGUAGAUCGCAGCAGCAAAGCCAAGCGUCGCAAAGCCUUCCCUCGAAAGUUAGUGUUUAAAAUGUUUUGGGUUUUUUUCAACAAAAUACUUUGGGUUAUCAAUCCAAGACGUUCACACCUCUCUUUGAAUCCAAGAUGUUUGUGUAGGCAAGCAUAGGGGUAGCAUGUAAAAAGAUGUAAAACAAUGAAUGUAUUUGAGCUUUUGUUUCUUAUUUUCAGGUCAUUUGAGAGGGUUGCUGUUAGUCUCGAUUGUGCCUAGUUGUAAGAGUAGCAAUCUACGGAUUUUUUGCCAAUUAAGACUUCAACAUAGUUCCUGUUUACAACAGACAGUAUUCUCCAGGUCCAAGGGCACUAAUCAACAGAAAGGCAAUGCAGGGAAUCACGUUGCAGGGAAGCCAAACUUCUAGUAAAGGUUGUUUUUCCGUCCCUGUGUGAAAACGAUGAUGGUGUUCCUUUAACCGGAGCAGCACAGUGUACGUUUACGUGGACUCUGUGGUGUGAAAAUGACUCCGAUCCACAGACACAAUAUGAGAUGUUUGGUCUCAAGAUACUGCCCUUACUGAAUUUGUAAAAUAUCACCUUCUGACAUUUUUUUAAAUCUUUUGGACCAAAAGUGAAGAUGUUUAAAGAUCAGAAGGACUCAAAGUGAAAGUCAUAAAAACAAGAUGAUGGGACUGGCAGUGUUGUGAAUCUACUGAAUGGACUGUAACAACUUUAGCCUGAGGUGCAACCAUCUGCAGGACAGACAGCCUGCAUGAAGGCAAAUGGAUGUUCCUCCUUCACCUUUCUGUGCGGGACGACACCCGUCCACGUCGUGUCAGAGAGGCGACUGCAGCCAUUUUCUUCCGGUACAAAAGAGUCGGGGGCGUGUCUUCUUCGGGAUGUGUUGCCUUCCUCCACGUGAGGACAAAACGUUGAUAUCCUUUUAACAUGUGAUGCAACAUGGAUGCUAAUACACAAAAGGAACAACGGGCAGAGUAUGGUUUGUCUUUAAGUUAACUGCCACGUUGUUUCAGUCUCAUUGUGUAUGCAUUGAUCAGUAGAAUCAAGCAAUCAUGGUAUUUCCCGUGCUCUAGAGUUCUCGUGAUUUUUAUGCAUGAUCAUGGUGAGAGAGAUAUUUGUUUAAGGCCCGCCGGAUUGUUCUAAUUUUGUAUGUAUCCAUGAUUUUAAAUGUGAUUUAAAACCACCUCACCAACAGAGUAAUGACCAAACAGCAGGCAGAUCAAUUCCUCUUUCAGUCCCUGCCUCCACUGUUGUGAUCUUUGGGCAUUCCAUCUUUUCAUCAUCUGCUGUUCCCCUUAAAUAAUAUGUGUAUUUAUAUCACCCGCUGUUGUGUUGUUGUAAUAUGUUUGACGUGUUCCUGAAAUGUGAACACAGGACUUAUCAGAAGUGAGGGUGCAGAAGCCAGACAUCGUCACGCUCCCUUGCUGGAGUCCCAAUAAGGAAGUUCUGGACUGAAAAAAUA
Messenger RNA from Pungitius pungitius (ninespine stickleback), 9598 nucleotides. RefSeq names its product voltage-dependent R-type calcium channel subunit alpha-1E (gene cacna1ea). The record is from RefSeq and is a predicted model, not a curated record. Gene Ontology annotation, molecular function: high voltage-gated calcium channel activity. Bases 205 to 7809 code for a protein of 2534 amino acids. Gene Ontology annotation, cellular component: neuronal cell body; voltage-gated calcium channel complex; membrane. NCBI's taxonomy places the organism in Eukaryota, Metazoa, Chordata, Actinopteri, Perciformes, Gasterosteidae. The transcript has 49 exons. Gene Ontology annotation, biological process: calcium ion import across plasma membrane; chemical synaptic transmission.